Rhinolophus ferrumequinum (greater horseshoe bat) is the source of this 2253-nucleotide messenger RNA. RefSeq names its product NudC domain containing 2 (gene NUDCD2). The record is from RefSeq and is a predicted model, not a curated record. Gene Ontology annotation, biological process: protein folding. The transcript has 4 exons. Bases 278 to 751 code for a protein of 157 amino acids. Gene Ontology annotation, cellular component: cytoplasm. Lineage: Eukaryota; Metazoa; Chordata; Mammalia; Chiroptera; Rhinolophidae.
GCGUCAUACUGGUAACAGUGCAGUGAGUUCCAGCCUCAUUGAUUCCAACCCUGUCCCACCAUUCCUUGGAUGUAAGCUUUUUUGGAUUUCAGUUCUUUCAAACUGGGUCCCGCCAGUGUCCUAAAUGGCCAUUGAAAGGGAGGAACAAACACACUGAGACGUCAGCUUAUAUCCCUGCGCAUGAGCAGUGACCCCAACGAAGACGCCAGGCUGUAGCCUGAUCGGGGAGACUUCGGCGCAUGCGUUCAGUUCGCUCUUUGCGGCUGCAGCCGGGAGCAUGUCGGCCCCGUUUGAGGAACGCAGUGGGGUAGUUCCGUGCGGGACGCCGUGGGGACAGUGGUACCAGACUUUGGAGGAAGUGUUCAUUGAAGUUCAGGUGCCGCCAGGCACUCGCGCCCAGGAUAUCCAGUGCGGCCUGCAGAGCCGGCAUGUGGCCCUGGCGGUGGGUGGCCGUGAGAUCCUCAAGGGCAAACUCUUUGAUUCUACAAUAGCUGAUGAGGGAACGUGGACUUUGGAGGACAGAAAAAUGGUUCGUAUUGUUCUUACAAAGACAAAGAGAGAUGCAGCAAAUUGUUGGACUUCUCUUCUAGAAUCUGAAUACGCAGCUGAUCCUUGGGUGCAAGACCAAAUGCAGAGAAAACUUACGUUAGAGAGAUUCCAGAAAGAAAAUCCUGGUUUUGACUUCAGUGGAGCAGAAAUCUCAGGAAACUACACUAAAGGUGGACCAGAUUUCUCAAAUCUUGAGAAAUAACAGUUUUUUUGUUUUGUUUUGUUUUUUGCUGCAUUCUGUGGAUCUUAGCGGAUGUUGCCAUCUUGAUCAAAGGAACAGAUUAUGUGGUGGAAGAAAAAUGUGGAUGCCUACAGUUAACAAAUUGCAAAAUAUAUUUAAAUAAUGGUUCUAAAAAUUGCAUUCAAAUGUGACUUACAUAGGAAACAUCUUAAGUACUGUGGGAAUUACUCUAUUGAUAUAUGGUAACUUUUUUUUGGACUUGUUUUUGCUCAGCAUGAAAUUUUACAUGCUGCAUUUUACUAAUUUCAUAUCGAACCUAUAUUUUUUUGCAAAAAAAUUAGAGUAUAGGUCAUGUGAAAUGACAGGGUGCCUUCAGACAAAAUUAGGUUUUUCUUUCAAUAAGUGUGAUGCAGGAAUAAUGUUCAAUAAACUUUUCUAAGUAGGAAUCCUGUACCCCUUUGUCUAAAUACACCAGUUCACACAAGGGAAUUACAUUACUGAAAAAAAUUUUAAGAAAGGAAAAAUCAAUCUACAGGUAUUUUCUAAGUUAAUUUUAGGAGUUGAUGAAAACUGAAUUAGUAUAUUAUUCCUUGAGAGAUGGCUUUAUGUCAAGAAACUGAAAAACAGGAAUGGCUUAAUACAAAAGAGAUUUGGUGAAAUGAGUAUGGUUAUGGGUUGAGUCCAUUGUUAGUGACAAAAAAAAUUACGGUCAGUGAUUAUAAGUCAUCAUUUUCAUCAUCACUGAUCCAGAUAAUAUGGGUAAGAAUUGUCUUGAAAUUUUAUUUCAGCUUUUUUAUCUCCUUUUUAAUUAAAAAAAAGUAUAUAUUGUAAGCAAUCUCAAGUGUAUAGAAAAGUUACAUGUAAAGUACACAGAAUUUUUUUUUAUUUUCCCUGACCUGUUUGUAUGUUCAUGACAGGAUGCCCCAUCACUUCUGAGUACUUUAGUGUGUAUUUCCUUGAAAGGACGUGCUCUUACAUAACUGCAAUACAACCAUUAAAAUCCAGACAUUAUCAUUGACACUUCAUGACCAUCUAAUCCUCAGAUCUUCAUUCCAUUCCAGUUUAACUGAUUGUCCUAAUAAUGUCUUUUACAGUAAAAUGAUCCGGUCAGAAUCAUGUCUUUCCUUAGUGUCACAUGUCUGUAAGGGUCUGCUUCAAUCUGGAAUAAGGCCUCAUUUUCCCUAACUUUUACAACCUUGGCACGUUGGAAGAUUACAGGCUAGUUUUGUACAACAUCCCUCAUUUUGAGUUUUGUCUGAUAUUUCUUCAUGAUUAAAUUCAGAUUAUGCAUCUUUGGCAGGAAUGUUACAGAAGUGAUGCUGUGUCUUACUGCAUCCUAUGAUGAGUUAAUAAUUUCAAUUUGUCCUUUUUUUGAUGAUGUUUACUUAGGUCAUUGAUUAAGUGAUGUCUGUCAGUCUUCUCCAUUGUAAAGCUAUGCUUUUUAUGUUUAUAAUUAUUUUGUGGAAGGUAGUUUCAAAAUUUUACUACCUUGUUUCUCAUAAAACUUUCAUUUUAUAUUUUUA